AUGGUGGCGGCGGUGUGUGUAGACAUAUAAACCCCAUGAUUUAACCAGACAUGUUUCUGUGCUUUUCUCUCCCAGAAUGAAUUCAUCUUCAUCGUCUUCGACGUAUUUCAUUCUUGGUGCUUAUCUGGAUGUUGGGAAGUUGCGAUAUUUCUUCUUCCUGGUGACGCUGGUCCUCUAUGUGCUCAUCGUUCUGGUCAACAUGUCUCUGAUGCUGCUGAUCUGUGUGAACAGGAGCUUACAUGAACCUAUGUACAUGUUCCUGUGCAGCCUGUUUGUAAAUGAGCUGUAUGGUAGUACAGGCUUGUUUCCCUUCCUGCUGGUCCAGAUCCUCUCUGACCUCCACACGGUUUCUGUUCCUCUCUGCUUCCUGCAGGUCUUCUGUAUUUAUACCUACGGAGGUGUCGAGUUCAUGAAUUUGGCCGCCAUGUCUUAUGACAGGUACCUGGCCAUCUGCUUCCCUCUGCAGUACCACGGCCGGAUGACGCUGACCGCCACCGCCGUCCUCAUCCUCCUCAUCUGGUUUUACUCUUUUGCAAAGUUCAUCAUCACUUUAUCGCUGAGUGUUCGUUUGUCUUUCUGUGGAAACGUCAUCAACAGUCUGUACUGUCACAACUACCUGGUGGUAAAGUUGGCUUGUUCUGACACUCAGGUGAACAAUAUUUAUGGGAUUUUUGGGAUUUUUCUCUCCGUUGUGGCUCCUCUGCUUCCCAUUCUUUUCUCUUACCUGAGAAUCUUUCAGGUUUGUUUUGCUGGUUCCUGGCAGACCCGACAGAAAGCCAUCGGGACCUGCACACCUCACCUGGUCUCUCUGCUCAACUUCUCCUUUGGCAGCUGCUUCGAGAUCCUUCAGAGCCGGUUUGAUAUGAGCGGCGUUCCUGCUGUCCUGAGACUUUUCCUCUCGCUGUAUUUCCUCAUCAUCCAACCACUUCUGAACCCGGUCCUGUACGGGCUGCAGAUGUCCAAGAUCAGAAGGAUCUACAGAGAUUUCUUCUGCUCUAAAAGCAGAAACGCUGCAUAG
Molecule: messenger RNA, 1018 nt
Organism: Melanotaenia boesemani (Boeseman's rainbowfish)
Lineage: Eukaryota; Metazoa; Chordata; Actinopteri; Atheriniformes; Melanotaeniidae
Product: olfactory receptor 10A6-like
Exons: 1
Coding region: 77-1018 (313 amino acids)
Biological process (GO): G protein-coupled receptor signaling pathway
Cellular component (GO): membrane
Molecular function (GO): olfactory receptor activity; G protein-coupled receptor activity
Source: RefSeq, a predicted model, not a curated record